Malania oleifera is the source of this 1311-nucleotide messenger RNA. Its product is annotated as galactolipase DONGLE, chloroplastic-like. Gene Ontology annotation, cellular component: chloroplast. The record is from RefSeq and is a predicted model, not a curated record. Gene Ontology annotation, biological process: lipid metabolic process. Gene Ontology annotation, molecular function: glycerophospholipid phospholipase A1 activity. The coding region runs from base 1 to 1311 and encodes 436 amino acids. The transcript has a single exon. Lineage: Eukaryota; Viridiplantae; Streptophyta; Magnoliopsida; Santalales; Ximeniaceae.
AUGGCCUUCCCAACUCCAAACACCAACCACAUCAUGGCCUCCUGUGCAAUUAGUGAACCUUCCAUUUCUGGUUACUCUCCUCCUUCUUUCAGACCUCUCACAUUGCCCGUGCCAGACUGGAGUAGCGAUUCAUUGAGCCAGAGGCCCAGUAUUGCUUCUGUAAUUGCACCUGCGACCACCGCUCCCAGGUUUAAACAGAGCAAAACUUUGGCCAGCGUGUGGAGAGAGAUUCAUGGUUCCAAAAACUGGGAUAAUCUCCUGGAACCCUUGAAUCCUCUGCUCCGAGACGAGAUCAUACGAUAUGGUGAGUUAAUCACCGCCUGCUACAAGGCCUUCAAUCUCAACCCAGGCUCGAAACGUUACUUGCAUUGCAAGUAUGGGAGGAAGAAUAUGUUAGGAGAAGUUGGAAUGGUGGACUCUGGGUAUGAAGUCACUCGGUAUAUCUAUGCCACACCCGGUAUCAGCAUCCCCAUUGACAAUGGGAAUUGUUGCAGCCGUUGGCUUGGAUAUGUGGCAGUUUCCUCCAGCGAAGAAGUUAAAAAGCUUGGAAGGAGAGACAUUGCUAUAGUAUUCCGGGGAACUGUAACAAACCCAGAGUGGAUGGCAAACUUCAUGAGCUCACUCACUCCGGCAAGGCUAGAUCCCAUUAAUGACAGACCAGAGGUAAAGGUGGAGUCAGGAUUUCUAAACUUGUAUACUUCGGAUGACAGUGAUGGCAAGUUUGGGAUCAGGAGUUGCCGCGAACAGCUUCUUUCUGAAGUAUCAAGAAUUAUCAACAAGUAUAAAGGAGAGGAGUUGAGUAUUACCAUUGCAGGACAUAGCAUGGGCAGCUCAAUAGCUCUUCUUCUGGCUUAUGAUAUAGCAGAGCUUGGUUUGAAUCAAUGCUCCUCAGAGCAGAAGAUACCCAUCACAGUCUACUCCUUUGGAGGACCUAGAGUUGGAAAUUCAGGUUUCAAGGAGCGGUGUGAGGAGUUGGGAAUAAAGGUUUUAAGAAUUGCAAAUGUCAAUGACCCCAUCACUAACCUUCCAGGGAUCAUUUUCAAUGAAAAUUUCAAGUUUUUUUGGGGGAAAUAUGAACUUCCAUGGAGAAGUUCAUGUUAUACACAUGUGGGCGUUGAGUUAACUCUUGAUUUCUUCAACAUGCAAAACCCUUGGAGUGUUCAUGAUUUGGGAACAUACAUCAAGUUACUGAAAAGCCCUGGGAGAGUGCAGCGCCGAAAAAGUAGGAUUGAUAUGGUGGAGAAGGCUAGGAAUUAUCUGUUGGGUAUGAAUAGUAUGGAAACCUGGCAAUGGAUAAACCUCAUCUUCUGA